Messenger RNA from Microthlaspi erraticum, 1236 nucleotides. Lineage: Eukaryota; Viridiplantae; Streptophyta; Magnoliopsida; Brassicales; Brassicaceae. The record is from the annotation of a GenBank genome assembly.
AUGGAGAGCAUCUACUACAACUUUGAGCCACAAACCAGGGGGUGCCACAACCACAAAGUAAUGACUAGUAGCCAUAAAGUUUACGAGGACGAGUUCCUUAGGAUUGUCUCAGCCUCCUCCGAUGAGCUCCAUAACUUUGCGAACACGCUAACGUCAGAUUUAGAUCUCUUCGUCGAAAUCAUGAGAGACGAAGUAGGCUUGAACCGCGUCAUGAGAAUCUUAGGAAUAUCAGACCAUAUCAACACGAUACUUUUCUACCCUAUCAUGAUCAAACUCCCAGAGAUUAUGACGCAUGAACGUGGCAAAGAUUUGGCGUCACGAGUCCUAGACGUUUGCCACAUACACGAAAAGAACAUGUUUCUCCAAACCACGUACCGUCACGGCCUCGUCUUGGCGCGUGACGUAAACGGUUGCAGCACACUCAAGAAGGCCAUAACAAUAGCUGAUGAUGUCUUCAAAUCCGAUUUCCUGAAGCUAGUCGCAUGGCACGCUCACUCGCUAAGCGAGGACGAUUUGGGAAUCUCCUUAAUCCAACAUGUGCUUAACCUCGACUAUACGCGGAAAACCACAGAAGACGACACGCGCUUGCACGAGCUAAUGGGAGAGUUUGAUGAGAUUCGACCGACAUGUGAUACAGGGGAGCUUCUUAAGCUUGCCUCGAAGCUGACGUCAGAUUCUGAUCUCUUUGUGGAGUUUGUCAAAACAAAACGAGGCUCGCUCAUGGUUCAGAUAACCCUAGGAAAAUCAGAAGAAGUCGACGCAGUUUUAUGGGAAGCAAUCAAGCGAAGCUACACCGAUCUUGAAACCAACUAUCUCGGCCAUCUCAUCAUCUUACGAACCAUAAGCGUUUCCGAGAAAAGAGGAAACUUGAGAGUGUUUGAGCAAAUCCUACGCCUAAUUGGAUACAACGCUCUCUACCUAUCCAAGGAACCUAAUAUGGGAAACGUCGCCGUACAACUCGCAAUUAAUCUCCACAACUUGGACUAUGACGAUUUGGCUUUGAUGUUUAUCGUGAUGGAGAUUGUCAAGUGUGAUGAUGAAGAUACGUUGGUGAGAUUGGCUAAGGAUGGAUACGGGAAUGGUGUUUUGAAAAAGACUCUACAAGUUGCGAAAGAGCAUAUGGAUAAUUUGUUUGAUGAUCUUGUUGACAAGCUAAAGCCUCUUCUUGAUAGCUUGCGUGGGUCUCGUGCAGAUAACAUUGUAGCUCUCAUAUCCGGUCAGAGUUUGGAUGAUUAG